AUGGUCAGCGAACCUCAAAUUGACCCAAUUCUUGCUGCUCAUGGGACGAUACCGGAACUGCAACUUGGGGAGGGCGUAUCGGGUGCAAGGAAGGGGAGGCCGAAGAAAAGUGAAGGGGUGAACAAGGGCAAGCGGGCGGCUGCCUCGAGAGCAGGGGACAGGGUGACGAGAAGCAGGGCUGCUGUUGCUCAAGAAGAUGAAGCUGGCUCAAGUAAGAAGCGGCAACGCACCAAAGCGCCAGUCAAUAUCCCUGGGCAACCCAACGGCGAAGCCGUAUCAUCAACGAUGAACAGGACAGGAAGUUCUUCCUACUCGGGUAUCGAAAGUGCACCUCAAUUGGCUCAUGUUGCACCUCUGGUCAGCGGUGCCAGGGCUAUGGAACAGCUCGCCUCCGCCGCUAUCGCCCAAGAACCUGUCUCUCAAUCAAAUAUCGAAACGGCCUACACUCCUCAAAUAUCUCCAUCUCUACAACCUUACCCUAUCGGCCGCACACCCUUCCGCUACCCAUGCCAUCAUCCCGACCUCCCGCCGCCUUUGCCUGGUGAUCCGAAUGCCGUCGGGUUCAGGCGGUUCGACCCUUCUUUGGACUAUGACUCUGACGACUCGAGUGUCAGUAGUCAAAGCAAUCAGAGGGUGGCAGGCAAUGUUGGUCAAGGUCAAGGAAGAGACGAGCAGAUAUAUCCAGCUAUAGGCCCAUCCCGCCAGAAUUUGCUCCCAACUCCAUCCCAAACACCCACUUUCCCACCUGAUCACUCUACUCAGCAAGUUAUCGCGAAUAUGGGGCACCAUCUCCCUUCUCAUAUCCCGGUCCAGGCCGUUGACCCUGGACGAGGGCAAGGGCAGGGCCAGUGGCAGCUCGCAGCGCAACAUCAACAGUCCUUCUGGCAAGAGGAAGUUGAGGCGAAUGCGAAUGCGGCUUUUGAGUCGAUUUCGGCUUUGUUGAGUGCGUCGGAGUAUCCUGGGGAGAUGCAUGGUCAGGGGUAA
This is a messenger RNA of Cryptococcus wingfieldii CBS 7118, 984 nucleotides long. RefSeq lists its product as hypothetical. The transcript is spliced from 3 exons. The record is from RefSeq and is a predicted model, not a curated record. NCBI's taxonomy places the organism in Eukaryota, Fungi, Basidiomycota, Tremellomycetes, Tremellales, Cryptococcaceae. The coding region runs from base 1 to 984 and encodes 327 amino acids.